Molecule: messenger RNA, 1841 nt
Organism: Dreissena polymorpha
Lineage: Eukaryota; Metazoa; Mollusca; Bivalvia; Myida; Dreissenidae
Product: FAD synthase-like
Exons: 13
Coding region: 175-1779 (534 amino acids)
Biological process (GO): FAD biosynthetic process
Molecular function (GO): FMN adenylyltransferase activity
Source: RefSeq, a predicted model, not a curated record
GUUCGUUCUUACGUGUGGCACACUUGUUUUAUGUCGUGAAUGAUUUUAAGUAUAUGUUUGAUACGGGGUCCAUACGUGCAAACAUGUCGACUUGAUUUUUGAAAACAGAGGAACAUUUUACAUUAUUACAUAAGGAUUUGAAUUAGUAUAUUGUGACCUUACCUGUAACCUAUCAUGCAGAGGAAGUUUUUUCUGUUCAUGUUAUCGCAUUUAUCACCAUCAUCAAGACGAAUAGCUGUCAUUACGAGACACAUGACAGCGUUACGUGAAAUGUCAUCAAGUGGGCAUGCAGAGUCCACUCCUAUUUCCAACGCUAAAGAAUACUCGGCUGGUUUAAUAGUCAUUGGAGAUGAGAUCCUUAAGGGACAGAUUGCUGAUACAAACACCCAUUUCAUAACAAGGCACCUGUUUUCAUGGGGAGUUCGAGUGAGACGGAUUUCUGUGAUACCAGAUGAACUUGAGGUCAUUUCAAAAGAAGUUGCAGAUUUCUCCAAGAGGUACACAUAUGUUAUAACAACAGGUGGAGUAGGACCAACACAUGAUGAUCUCACAUUUGAAGGGGUUGCCAUGUCUUUUGGGGAGCCAGUUGUACCACACCCUGAGCUGGUUGCUCUGUGCACCAAGUACUUUGGUACACAUGACAUGGAUUCACCUCAGAUGAAGAUGGCAAAGGUUGCCAAAUCAGCAAAGUUGAUUUAUGGGGAAGACAAGACCACAGGGGAGAAAACCAGGUACCCUCUGGUGACUGUGCGCAAUAUAUACAUGUUUCCUGGUGUUCCAUCAAUCCUUAUGAAGGCAUUUCCACUACUAAAGGACGUGUUCAGAAAUCCAAAUACUGAAUUCCUCACAAAGGAGCUGUAUGUUACUGCAGACGAGAUAUCUAUUGCUAAUGUACUUAACAAAUGUGAUGAAAAAUACAAAAAGCAUGUGACAUUGGGUUCAUAUCCAGACUUUAUCAACAGCUACUACAAGGUGAAACUGACUCUGGAGUCUGAAAGCAAGGAGCACAUUGAGUCUUCAUUCGCAUUCCUCCAAGAGCACCUGCCAGAAGACAGUAUAGUGCAAUAUGAGAAGAACCCAGUGGCUGUGGCUGUAGACAAGGUGUAUGGAAUAGUCGAAUCUGCAAACACUGAUCCCUAUACAGAAAAAGUCAGAAAAGCUGUGCAAACCUUCGAAGAGGCCCUGAAACGUUACAGAUUGGAGGAAAUCUGCAUAUGCUUCAAUGGAGGAAAGGAUUGUUCAGUUCUGCUUCAUCUUGUGUAUGCAGUGAUAAAAAAGUGUUUCCCAGACUCAGACGAGGCCCUGAAAGCUCUGUAUAUAAAAAAUCGUCUGACUUUCCCAGAGGUAGAAAAGUUCAUACAGAUUUCCAGAGACAGAUACAAGUUAGAGAUGUUGAACUUCAAUGGCCGUAUCAAGGACUCUCUGUAUGAACUGCAGGCCAAGAACCCAGAAAUAAAAGCUGUUAUAAUGGGAACAAGGGAGACGGAUCCAUUCUCCUCUCAUUUGGAGGCAUUCUCUAUGUGUGACCCAGACUGGCCACAGUACAUGCGUGUUAAUCCUAUCCUCAACUGGACGUACACGGACAUCUGGACAUUCCUCAGGACCCUGUGUCUGCCAUACUGCAGUCUGUAUGACAGAGGAUAUACUUCACUGGGUAAUAUGAACAACACCCAUCCCAACCCUUCACUCCAGUACGUAGACCUUGAUGGUGUGGUGAGGUACAGACCAGCCUAUGAGCUGGAGAAUGACUCCAAGGAAAGAGAUGGGAGGAACACUUGAUGAAUUAUGCAUUUUAGAACUAUUCUUGAUUGGGUUGUUUGAAUUAAAAAAAACUUAGCUGC